Molecule: messenger RNA, 725 nt
Organism: Rotaria sordida
Lineage: Eukaryota; Metazoa; Rotifera; Eurotatoria; Philodinida; Philodinidae
Source: the annotation of a GenBank genome assembly
AUGUCUUUAUUGACUUUUCGCAUAAAUAUUACUACUGUUUUACUUAAAUCCAGUCCAUCACCACCUAUCAUAAAAUGUGGUCGACCAUCAUUAGAAUCAAAAUUAAAUGAAAAUAAUUCAAUAACAACUUUACGAGUUACACCAACUUCAGCUCCACCUUCAAGUACACGAUUCGACAAAUAUGAUUAUUGACCUACAACAACAUCAAAAGGACGUUGUCGAAAUAAUGCCUGUUAUGGUUAUACAAGAAUAUCAUAUUCCAAAUGUAAUGUUCGUUUAUGCUUGAACAAAAAAACUAACUGUUUUGCUAAUUAUCAUAAUUAAUGUGUCUUUUCUGAAAUGAUGCUUAUUCUACUUUUUUGUUUUAUUAUUUGUUUGUCUCGUUUCUCUGCGCAUAACUGAACUUUUUUGUGAUCGUAAUUACUUUAUUAAUAAACGAAAAAGCACUAAAUAGUGAAUUGUGAGUUCGGAAAACGAACAAAAAAUUUCAAAUUUUUUUGUCUUUUUUCGGCCAGCUGUUGCCAAAUGGCAACAUGGAGCCACAAGGUACUGAAUAAGUUUUUUUUUCGAAAAAUUUAUUUUUCUGAAAAAGUUAAUAUGUUAAGUAAGACAAAAGACUGUUUAAAAAUAGCAUAGUUUAUUGCUAUUUCAUUUAGUUCAUGAAUCAUCAACGAAUACACUUCUCCAUAGUCCUCGUACGAGCACUCAUGUACAUUGGUUGAGAA